AAAAGGUAGUAUAUUUAGACAGGCUGAGCCACGCAUGGCCAUGGCGGUGCGUGUUUGCCUCUUUUUUCUCUCUUUCUCUCUCUAAAAAAGUUAAAAGAAGCUUAAUCAGUGACACAGAAGACGGGAGUGAAGAGAGAGAAAGAAGCGAGAGCCAACUCAGCUGUGGAGUGUGGAAAAUUGGAAAAAUGGAGAAGCUUCUCCACUGCUUGGCCACCUUCUUCCCUGUUCCUCUCCUGGUCUGUGUAUCCUCAGUUUCAGAGUAGAGACUACGGCGUCGCAUCGCUUUCCUGCUUCCUUUGCAUUUCUCUCCAUUUUCUUUCUUCUUUUGCUUAAAUGAUUAAUCAGAAGAUGGCUGCUGAGCUUGUCAAUUCUGCAACAAGCGAGAAACUAAAUGAAAUUGAUUGGACAAAAAAUAUUGAAAUUUGCGAAUUUGUUGCUCAUGAUCAAAGGCAAGCUAAAGAUGUCAUCAAAGCUAUCAAAAAACGACUGGGUAGUAAACAUGCAAAUUCUCAGCUUUAUGCAGUUAUGUUGUUGGAGAUGUUGAUGAACAAUAUUGGAGAAAAUAUUCAUAAGCAGGUGAUUGAUACAGGGAUUCUUCCUCUUCUUGUGAAGAUAGUCAAGAAAAAGUCAGACUUGCCAGUACGAGAGCGGAUAUUUCUCCUUCUAGAUGCCACACAGACAUCUCUUGGUGGUGCUUCUGGAAAGUUCCCUCAGUAUUAUAAUGCAUAUUAUGACUUAGUGAGUGCAGGAGUACAGUUUCCUCAAAGGCCUCCUGCAGUGCCCUCAAAUCGCCCUACUUCACAACCAAAUCAGAACAACUUAUCUAAUGGGCAUGGGGAAGUAGCAUCAUCUAGACAUGACACUAAGCAAGUGGAGCCUCAGAAUGUUCCUGAAUCUAGUAUCAUUCAAAAGGCUAGCAAUGCCUUGGAGGUUUUAAAAGAAGUCCUUGAUGCUGUCAGCAGUCAGAAUCCAGAGGGAGCUAGGGAUGAGUUUACACUUGAUCUUGUGGAACAAUGUUCAUUUCAAAAGCAAAGGGUGAUGCAUCUAGUGAUGACAUCUCGGGAUGAGAAGGUGGUUUCUCAAGCUAUUGAACUAAAUGAGCAGCUACAGAAAGUUCUUGCCAGACACGAUGCCCUUCUUUCAGCCAGGUCUACAUCAAUUGCUAAUCAUUUUAACGAGGAAGAAACAGAGGAGGAAGAGGAGGCUGAACAGCUUUUCCGAAGGUUACGGAAAGGAAAAGCGUGUGCAAGGCCUGAAGAUGAAGAGCACUCAGCUGAGCGGCCUCACUUGGGCUUGCUUGCAUCAUCCCUCUCUGGAGAAAGACUGAACCGUCCGCUUAUACGACCUCUGAGUUUGGAGCCAUCAGGUGAAAUGAAUGGACAUUCUCCGCCGGUUGCAAUUCCACCCCCGCCUGCAAAACAUGUUGAGAGGGAGAGAUACUUUCAGGAAAACAAGGAUGGUGUGUCUGGCCACAUGAGGGGUCUGUCAUUGCACAGCCGCAAUGCUAGUAGCUCUCACAGCGAAAGCAUAGAUUCCAGUGACUGACGGCAGGCUGGCUGAAUGUGGCUCUCUUCUAGAGGAGAAGACCACUAAGGCCUCAGCCCAUGUCCACAAAAAGCGUCCAACAUAAAAAUGUUAUGUUAAAUAUGUGGUACUUCUAUAUUUCUUUUGUGCUUGAAGGUGGUCUUUUUGUUUUUUUGUUUUUAUUUUUAUUUUUUUAAUUUAAUUUUCUUAAUGUAAAGGAACAUGAUACCUCAUUGUAGAGGUCAAGAUAGGAACAAGUAGCUUCAAAUUCAUCAGAGCUUUCCUUUGUUUUUUUGUUAGGUUGAACAUUGUAUGAAAACCAAUAACUGAAUCUAGGACCUUAAACCAGAUACAAUAUUUUUCUUAUCUUUUAGGUGAAUACAAAGUGACUUUUAUUAACUUA
This is a messenger RNA of Ziziphus jujuba (common jujube), 1927 nucleotides long. RefSeq names its product TOM1-like protein 5. Bases 334 to 1545 code for a protein of 403 amino acids. Gene Ontology annotation, biological process: protein transport to vacuole involved in ubiquitin-dependent protein catabolic process via the multivesicular body sorting pathway. The record is from RefSeq and is a predicted model, not a curated record. The transcript has 12 exons. Gene Ontology annotation, molecular function: ubiquitin binding; phosphatidylinositol binding. NCBI's taxonomy places the organism in Eukaryota, Viridiplantae, Streptophyta, Magnoliopsida, Rosales, Rhamnaceae.